Molecule: messenger RNA, 3934 nt
Organism: Brienomyrus brachyistius
Lineage: Eukaryota; Metazoa; Chordata; Actinopteri; Osteoglossiformes; Mormyridae
Product: cytospin-A-like
Exons: 12
Coding region: 653-2755 (700 amino acids)
Molecular function (GO): protein binding
Source: RefSeq, a predicted model, not a curated record
AUCACGGCUGAUGCGCUCCUACGAAGCAAUGCGUUAAGAGUGCGGGGAUUAUGCACGGCUGGAGAGUUCUCACUAAAUUUACAUCAAUAUUUUUGCUGUUUCUUUUACAGGAUUUAAAGGAAAUGGGUUCUAAAUAUAAUAUGGCACUUUAAAAUCUGUAGCCUGCCUCAGACAAGCUACCUUUUCAAUGGAAUUUAAAUAUACUUCAAGGAUGGCACGGGUGUUAUUAGAUGUGUGUCCUUGUUUUAAAUAAUUUGUUUUUUUUGUGCGAAACAUAACUGAGACUGGGACUCUUGCAGCCAAGAAAUCCGUCAGACCCUCAUAUGAAGAUUGCCGCAUUGAAAGCAAGGAGCUUCUGCCUGGACCCGCAAUACAUCGGGUAGUCUGCAUACUGAGCUCCGGAGUAAACUCAUAAUAGAUUAGUGACUUCAAUUAAAGAGGGUACCUCGUUUUAUGUAUAUCAUCAAUUCCACAGAGGAAGAGAAGUACGUGUACGGUCGGUGGGGGGAAGGAAGGAGAGGAGCUGGAUUUUUGGGAGGGGGUCUCUGCGCAGCGGAACGCAAAACGCAGCGGGCAGAAACAGUUAAAAGGAAGAUCUAGAACAGAAACACUGGGACACAGAGGUGAUUGGCUGUCCCAGUCCUGCUGCAUCAUGGGUAACCUCACAGGCAGGAAUAUCCACCACCCCACAGGCUCCUAUCUGGAUCUGUUCCACACCCCUCCAACCACACCGGUUAUCCCAGAUCAGCGCGGGAUGCUGGAAUCUCCGUCUUCAGGAGCAGGGCAGCAGGAUGCACACACGGUGGGAUCUGAGGGCUCGCCUGUCGAUGGACGGACCCCGCAGGUCUGGGCUGCGGUCAGUCCAGAACGUGGCAGGAGACAGACGGACAACGGAUGGACUCUGGGCUCAUCGAGCGACAGCGCCUCUCCCAGCCCGCGCUUAUCUUCCGCCCCUGUCACUCUCUCAAACUUUCCGACCACGAUUCCUCUAAAGCUGGAAUCUCAUGCCGCUCCCGGGACCCCAGUGAGCACUGGUUCGCACUCCACCCCGAAGUGGUCCUCCGGGGAAGGCGGACGAGAGGAGAGUGCUGGACAGGGAGGACCGGGAGCGUCGCUGGAGGAGAUGCCGCUGUGCACUGUGUCUCUGCUGGAGCUCUGUGGGAACUUAGCAGGCCUGAGUCCGGGGGAGGAUGGGACAGCGGACCUGGCGGAUCUGCUCAGGCAGCUUUUGCAGGAGAGGGAGGAGCUUGUGAAGAAGGUGCAGAGCCUUACGGAGACCUUGGAGACGGAGCGUAGUGAAUGGCUGCAGUUCCAGGCAGACCUGCAGGUGGCGGUCACCGUGGCGGAUCGCUUGCGUGUGGAGGCUGAGCAGGAGCUCUGCAUGCUCCGGGAGAGGCAGCUAGAGAGUAGGCAGCAUCACCAGGAAGCAGUCCUGGAGCUGGAGGCACAGAGAUCUGCCCAUCAAAACCUCUGCCUGGAACUAGAGGCUUUAAGGGCUGCCCACCGAGAUGGCUGCUUGGAGCUAGAGGCCCAGAAGGCAGCCAACCACCAUGCCCAUAUGGAACUGGAGGCACAGAAAGCAAAGCAGGAAGAUGUCUGCGUGAACCUGGAGGCAUUAAGGGCAGCACACCAGGAUGUUUGCCUGGAACUAGAGACACAAAAAGCUGCAAACCGAGAUGCCUGCCUACAGCUGGAGGCCCAGAAGGCGGCAGGCGACCGUGGCUGCCUGGAGCUGGAGGCCCAGAAGGUGGCUCUUCGAGAUGCCUGCUCAGAGCUGGAGGCCCUAAGGGCAGCACAUCGAAAUGCCUGCUUGGAGCUGGAAGCCCACAGGCAGAGGCAUCUGCAAGUGAAGGGCCAGCUGGACCUGCCAAGACAGGGAGACGGGCCACCACCGUCCAGGCAGAGGGUAAGCAUGGAGGAACAGAUGCAGGAGGAAGCAGAGUGGCAGACGGAGAAACUGGAAGGUGAGGACCAGGGACACGCCACAGAGGGCUCCCAGAAAAGGGAGCGACCCACUCCGGAAGGCGAAGCAUGGAAAGAUGGGCUCCCCCAGACUGCAGCGACUGAUGAGUGCAGGCAAGAGGAGCGCUGGCUCAGGAAGGACCCCCGGAGGAUAGUCAUGGUGCUGGAGAGGUCCAGGAGUCUCUCCAGACUUCCAUUGCCGUCAGACACCCCUUCUUCAUCGAGUGGUAGCUCCCAAUCCUUGGUCACUACAGUAGGAGCCCUCAGCAAGGACCAAGAUGUGACCCGUCCAAGAAGGAUGGACCGCAUCCUGAAACGCCAGGACAGCUGGUCAAGCUCCCAUACAAGUAAACAGGAGGAGGAGACAUCACUGAGCCAGCAGAGCCCGAUGCUGACGGACAUGUCCCCCGGGGGUGCCUGGAAAAUCAGGCCUCACGACGGCUUCAGCCUGCUGCUGCGCCGCCACGGCGGCUCCAGGAGAAACUCGCUGCUGCGCUGGUGCCAGAGCCGCACGCAGGGCUAUGCGAACAUUGACAUCACCAACUUCAGCAGCAGCUGGGUGGAUGGACUGGCCUUCUGUGCAGUGUACCAUACAUACCUGCCCUCACAUAUCCCCUACAGCAGUCUAAACCCACAAGACAAGAAGGAGAAUCUAAGCCUGGCUUUCCAGACUGGCGAAAGUGUCGGAAUCCCAGCUAUACUGACCGUGGAUGAGAUGCUAAGAUCAGCUGGACCUGACUGGCAAAGAGUCCUGGGAUACGUGGAGAGCAUGUAUCUCCAUUUUGAAAUGUGACUCCACCCUGCAUCUGUUCAUCUAGCAAACAUCUGGCAAAAGAGCAUGCAGGCUAAAUCUAAAAAAGGAUGACUGUGUGAAGAUGUACUGCUGGCUACUGAAUGGGGGUGCAGGGUCUCUGAUGCGUGCUGGUGCCACCAAACAGCCAGGCUCUCAUUCCACCCAGCCCCUUCAUUAACAGGCACUGAGUGGUCAGUUGCAAAAUUGCCGUAUCCGUUAAUAAUACAGGGGCACAAAUAAACACCAUCACUCCCCAUGUUAAAUGAGUAGUCAUUGAAAAUGGAUAGAUAAAAAAAAAUAAAAAACAUCCGAGUGUAAAAAGUUAAACCGUAACCUCCCAAAAUUUAAUAAUUUUUUAUAUUUGCCAGAUUAGGGUGAGAAAUAAACCAAAAGCCCAAUUAAUGAGCUCAAAUGGAAACCAGCAUAGUGCAGAGGCCUACAUGGAAGCUUAGACUAGUAACGGAGUAGGGCUGCAUGAUAUCAUGUUCAUUAAAUUUCCACGAGUAACAUAACAAUAUUUACUAAACAAAAAAGAUGAAAUUAUGUGAAGUAAACUAUAGCCAAAUAGAACUUCAUCAUUAUCAUCCAACAGAGUCUGUCAAAUAAGUUGGUGAUGUUGCUCUGAGUUCUGAGUCAACAGGCACAAAGCAGCACCGACCAAUGCGAUGUGAUUAUUGCACAUGUGCAUGAUAUAUUGUGCAGCCCUGUACCAGAGAUACUAUUUAUCCAGUCAGACCAAAAGUAACAGUCAAUAGUAUCCUCUUCAGGGUAACAUCAUGAUAAACAUAAUGUUGGUUUUUAUAUUCCCACAAUGGUCAAUCUUGUUUUCACAUUACCAGCAAUCUUUGCAGUCUAUCCAGCCACUUAUUGUCCAGAAAACACAUUACAGCAAGUCUGAGCUUGUUGUUUUUUUAUUUUAUUUUUAUUAUCCAUAAGAGGACUGAGAAAAUAUGAGACCGUUCCUUUUUUUUACGUAAGUAUAUUUUAAUUAAUUACUCAUUCAUUUCUGGUUAAUCUUUAUUAGUGCUCAUAGCUGUAAAUAGGCUGCAUUAUUAGGUUACGUGUGUGUGGGUGUAUAUGUUCGAGAGGAUGGGAGGUUCAGUCAUUGAAAGAACGUGUAUAAACUUAUAAGAUGUAUUACAAAGUAUAUUGUGAUAAAGAAUGGAAAUAAUCUCUGUG